Messenger RNA from Cynara cardunculus var. scolymus (artichoke), 1164 nucleotides. Its product is annotated as phosphatidylinositol transfer protein 3-like. The transcript is spliced from 4 exons. Gene Ontology annotation, molecular function: phosphatidylinositol transfer activity. NCBI's taxonomy places the organism in Eukaryota, Viridiplantae, Streptophyta, Magnoliopsida, Asterales, Asteraceae. The record is from RefSeq and is a predicted model, not a curated record. Bases 91 to 963 code for a protein of 290 amino acids.
AAGGAUCUUUCAUCUUAUAUUAAAGAAAAAACUUUGGCUGAACAAUGUGAAAAGUAGACCACCAUUUAAUUUUCUUAAUCAACCAUCUCCAUGUUUCGCCGUCGAGGGUCUGUUCGGCAACAGCAAGAACAGGAUCAUCAUGAGCUUCACCCUGAAUCUAAGGUGAAUGAGCUUAAAGCAGCUCUUGGUCCCCUUUCUGGGCAUGACUUACUCUACUGCACUGAUGCAUGCUUCAAAAGAUAUCUCGAAGCUCGAAACUGGAACGUAGACAAAGCCAAAAAGAUGCUGGAAGAUACCCUUGUAUGGAGAUCAACCUUCAAACCACAAGAAAUCCGUUGGCACGAGAUAUCUGUCGAAGGUGAAACUGGGAAAGUUUUCAGAGCCAAUUUUCGUGACCGUUUUGGAAGAACCGUUCUCAUAAUGAAACCAGGACGACAGAACACAACAUCAAUGGAAAACCAGAUCAGACAUCUGGUGUACUUGAUAGAAAAUGCUAUACUUAAUCUUCCAGAAGACCAAGAAGAAAUGGCAUGGCUGAUAGACUUCAGUGGAUGGUCUUUCAGCACCAACGUACCAGUUAGAACUGCACGUGAAACCAUAAGCAUACUACAAAACCACUAUCCGCAAAGGCUAGCAGUAGCGUUUCUCUACAGCCCCCCACGAAUUUUUGAAGCAUUUUGGAAGAUUGUUAAGUACUUCUUGGACCCAAAAACGAUCCAGAAGGUGAAAUUCGUGUACCCAAAGAAUAAAGAGAGCGUGGAGCUCAUGAGAUCCUGUUUCGAUGUGGAUAAUCUCCCAACUGAGUUUGGUGGGAAGGCAACUAUGAAGUAUGACCAUGAAGAUUUCUCUAGAUUAAUGCUGCAAGACGACCUGAAAACUGCUAAAUUCUGGGGUCUCGAACAAAAGACUCCCUCUGCUGCAACUAACGGGAUUGCUGAAGAGUCUAAAUAUACAGAAUGCUAACAAAUUGUUGUAAAAAGUUUAUAGCAAGUCAACUGGUCUACCGAGUCUAGAUCAAUGGUGACUGGAUUAUUUUGCUUAUGAAUCUUGAAUUUUGCUUAUAAAUCUUGAAUUCCCUAUAUAUGUGGUUAAAGUUAUGAUGCUUUUGCUCUUCCUGAUUGAACUUUGUACUUGUUUAAAUGUAGUAUGCAAAUCUAUUAUGUC